AUGCAAGCCAUACGACACCACCCCCCUGGCGGCACCGAAAAGCUCAAGAUCGCCAGGGAAGACAUACCGCAGAUCGCAGACGACGAGAUCCUGGUGAAAAUUCACGCCGCCAGCGUCAUCUGGAUGGAGCUGUACUGGGACAUCUACCGCAAAGAUGACGGCACAUACAAAACCCCCAUCCUGGGGGAGGAUUACUCCGGCGUCAUCGCAAAGGUCGGGCCCAAGGUGCCUCCUGACAGAGGCCUGCAGGUCGGCACCGAAGUCAUGGCAUUCAUGAGUAAAGCAUUCCCCACCGACCGGAGUAUCGACGGUGGCAUGGCAGGCUAUGCAAAGGCACACUUUUCCAAGAUGGUGCCCAAGCCGCGCAGUCUGAGCAUGACUGACGCUGCGUCGGUGCCGCUUUCUGCUCUUACUGCGUGGCAGGGAUUGUUUGACCAUGCUGAGAUCAAGCCUGGACAGACUCUGCUUGUUACAGGGGCGGCUGGGCCAACUGCAAUCUGGGCUGUCCAGAUAGGGAAGAUGGUUGGGGCGAAGGUUAUCGGUACAGCAGCAUCGGAGGAAAGCUUUAAGCUGCUGAAGUCGUUUGGGGUGGACCAGAUCUUAAACUACAAGGAGGAUAAGCUCAGCUCGGUCCUAAAGGAUGUCAGUGUCGACGUCGUCUUCGAUACUGUAGGCGGCGACACCACGAGGCAGGCCCUUGAGAUACUCAACAAAGAUGGAAAGCUUAUCCAUAUCAAGGACAGGACAAUGGUCGACCAACUCGGCAAGGAGGCUGGCGGACGGCUUAUCUUCUUCAUCGUCGAUAUGAAUGCGGAACAGUUGGCAAAGAUUGCAAGCUUGAUUGACGAGGGCAAGCUGAAGCCAGUCGUUGACUCUGUCUUUGACUUUAAUGAUGUAGUCAGCGCAUUCAAGAAGGGCGAGUCAGGCCGUGCCCAUGGAAAGAUUGUGCUCCUGGGCCCUGAUGUAUAG
Aspergillus versicolor CBS 583.65 is the source of this 969-nucleotide messenger RNA. Its product is annotated as NADP-dependent oxidoreductase. Lineage: Eukaryota; Fungi; Ascomycota; Eurotiomycetes; Eurotiales; Aspergillaceae. Gene Ontology annotation, cellular component: cytoplasm. Bases 1 to 969 code for a protein of 322 amino acids. The record is from RefSeq and is a predicted model, not a curated record. Gene Ontology annotation, molecular function: quinone reductase (NADPH) activity. Gene Ontology annotation, biological process: cellular response to oxidative stress. The transcript has a single exon.